Dentiscutata erythropus is the source of this 411-nucleotide messenger RNA. The record is from the annotation of a GenBank genome assembly. Lineage: Eukaryota; Fungi; Glomeromycota; Glomeromycetes; Diversisporales; Gigasporaceae.
AUGACAAUUUUUUUGUGCACUAUUGCACUCUUCUCUGAUCUUAUUAUUGCUUAUAAAUCGGAUAAUUUGGAUAAUGAGCUAGAAUCUAGAAGUUUUACUAAUCUUGCAAAACGACAAGAAUUUACAGGAGAUAUUUCUUUCACUAAUGUAGAAAAUGGUAAACUUGGUGAAUGCGAAAUACCUAGUACAAACAAUGAUCUCGUUUGUGCAUUAUCUACCGAAAAAUUCGAUAAGACACUCUGCGGUAAAAAGAUUAAAAUAACUAGAGUUACAAAAUCAGUAACAGUGACGAUUGUGGAUCGAUGUGAAGAUUGUAAAUUAGAUGAUCUUACUUUAACUUCGGCAGCAUUUAAUCAACUCGGUGACCCUGCGGAAGGAGUCAUAAAAUGCACUUGGGAUUUCUUGAAGUAA